AUGAAGAAAAUCGAUAUAUUAUGCUCCUCACAAGCAGCAACAGCAAUCUGCCUCAGCACGGACGAGAAAUCGCCGUCGUCCACCCCUUCCUCCAACUCCACCGCCUCCCUGCUCGCCGCCUCCGCCGCCCGCGGCGGCGCCGCUAUCGACCGCCACAAUCCCAUCCUCCGAGACCCAAAUCGCACCCCCAAACCUCCCCCACCCUACAACAGCCGCUCCGACCCGCCCGCUGUCCCCAAAUCUCGAAAAAUCCUUCACACUAAGAAGAAGAACAGGAAAAUCCAGCUGCUCAAGGAAAACGAGGACGAUAAACUCCCCGGCGGGAGUUUGGUGAGAAGGAGCUGGAAAUGCAUGAAUCUGGGUGAUUUUAUCAGCCCUCCGGGUUCCACGAGGUACUUGUUGAGGGAGAAAGGUGUUCUUGACGCCUUGUCGUUGUCCGAUUUCGAUCAAAACUCGCCGGUCGAGGAAAUUCCUAAGGAUGCGGAGAAAAUGGAGGAAUUUCUGUUUGCGGAAAAACAAUCGUCUCCUUCGCCGUCUCAUGCUCCAGAACAGGUGGUUGUUCUGAGGGUGUCAUUGCAUUGCAGAGGAUGUGAAAAAAAAUUGAGAAAGCAUCUCUCUAGAAUGGAUGGUGUGACAUCUUACAACAUAGAUUUUGCAGCAAAGAAGGUGACUGUAAAUGGGAAAAUUACUCCUUCAGGGGUGCUUACGAGCAUUUGUAAGGUGAAAAAUGCUCAGUUAUGGUCACCAACACUCUCAUCAUCUUCAGUGUAG
Messenger RNA from Striga asiatica, 771 nucleotides. Lineage: Eukaryota; Viridiplantae; Streptophyta; Magnoliopsida; Lamiales; Orobanchaceae. The record is from the annotation of a GenBank genome assembly.